This is a messenger RNA of Danio rerio (zebrafish), 3704 nucleotides long. The record is from RefSeq and is a predicted model, not a curated record. Lineage: Eukaryota; Metazoa; Chordata; Actinopteri; Cypriniformes; Danionidae.
UCCCUGUCUCUCUUCAUAGCAGACGUUAUUGCCCCAGCUGAAUUGGUUGCCCCAGUGAUAGUGAUUGCACCUAAGAACACAUCUGUGGUUGCGGGGGCGAGUGAAGCCACUCUUGAGUGCGUCGCUAAUGCAAGAUCUCUUGACAGGCUGCAGGUGUUCUGGAAGCGUAAUGGGGUGAGACUAACAGCAGGAGUGGACUCGUUCGGUCGCAGGCUGGUCAUCAGUAACCCCACUUCAGCAGACGGCGGUCUGUACGUGUGCGAGGCCACGCUCAGAAACAGCAGUCAAAAGAGCACAGAAGCCAAAGCAUACCUCUCUGUUCUGGAGUCUCCACACUUCACAUCAAAACCAAAGAGGUAUAUGAUUGCGGAAGUUGAAAAAAAUGUGGAACUUCAGUGUCAUGCCAAAGGGGUUCCCACACCGAAGCUGGAGUGGUUCAAAGAUGCCAUCCCGCUCUCCACACUCAACAACUCUCGAUACAAGCUCACCACCUCCUCAAUGGUUCUUCAAGUGCGGAGAAUCCAACCAGACGAUGCCGGAAUAUUUCAAUGCUUUGCUGAAAACACAGCAGGAGAAAUCCAAGCACACACCAACCUGGUCAUCACAAGCAUGUCACCAUUGUUUACCACGCCCCCUUCUGACAUCACGGUGACUGACGGUACAUCAGCUGUGUUCACCUGUGAUACAUCCGGUGCCCCCAAACCUGCCAUCGUCUGGAGGAAAGGAUCUCAAGUGUUAGCGAGCGGAUCGGUGCAGACGCCUCGUUUCACUCUGCUGGAGUCCGGAGGCUUACAGAUACUACCCAUAAUGCCAAGCGACGCAGGGAAUUACACAUGCCUGGCAUCGAACACUGAGGGACUGGUCAACGCCACCGUGGCCCUGACAGUUUUAAGUCGAACCUUCAUCUCCACACCCCCUGAGGAUCAGCGUGUCAUCAAGGGAACCACCGCUGUACUGCACUGUGCAGCAACCCACGAUCCCAGAGUCACUGUCAGAUAUUCAUGGAAGAAAGGAACCAAGCCGCUGAGCGUGUCGACUGGUGGGCGAGUGUCAAUGAAGGAGGGUUCACUCCAAAUCAGCCAGACGUGGUCCGGAGACAUCGGAGACUACACCUGCAGGGUCAUCUCACCAGCUGGGAAUGACUCCAAAAGUGCCCGACUGGAAGUCAUAGAACUUCCACAUUCUCCACGCAACCUUCAGGUGGCUUUAAAUGAGACUGACAGCAGGACGGUUCUUCUGUCGUGGGUUCGACCAUUUGAUGGGAACAGCCCUCUCCUGCAUUACAUCAUUGAGUUCUCUGAGAACAAUUCUCCGUGGAAGGUCUACAUGGAUGAUGUUAGUCCUACACUAGCCAGUUUGCUAGUAAUUGGUCUAACACCAGCAAGAACGUACCAGUUCAGAGUGUGUGCUGUCAAUCAGGUGGGACGUGGACAGUACAGCGCUGAAACCAACAGGCUGAUGCUGCGAGAGGAACCGCCCAGCGCGCCUCCAAAAAACAUUGUGGCCAGCGGCCGUACCAACCAGAGCAUCAUGGUCCAGUGGCAGCCACCGCCAGAACCGCAGCUUAAUGGAGUCCUGAGGGGAUACGUGCUCAGGUACAGGCUGGCGGGUCUGCCGGGUGAGUUCCAGCUGAAGAACAUCACCAGUGCAGAGAUUAAUUACUGUCUGAUUGGAGAGCUCAUCAUCUGGACGCAGUACGAGAUCCAAGUGGCUGCCUACACUGGAGCGGGCCUGGGGGUGUACAGCCAGUCUGCCACCGAAUACACACUGCAAGGAGUGCCCACAGCGCCCCCUCAAGACGUGGAGGCUGUAGCGCUGAAUUCAACCACCAUCAAGUUCACCUGGACGCCUCCACCACAGCAGUUCAUCAACGGCAUUAACCAGGGCUACAAGCUGCUGGUGUGGCCUGAACACUGUCCGGAUUGCAUUACAAUGGUGACCAUUGCCCCCGAGUUCCACGGGUCACGUCAUUAUGGUUAUGUUAGCAAUUUAAGAAAGUUCACGUGGUAUGAGACAGCGGUGCUUUGCUUCACCACUCCUGGAGAUGGACCGGCCAGCACAUCACAGCUCAUCCAGACACAUGUUGACAAACCAGGUCCAGUGACUCAACUGAGCUUCACUGAGAUUCUGGACACAUCUCUGAGGAUCAGCUGGCAGGAACCAGAAGACAAGAAUGGCAUCAUAACAGGUUACGUCUUGAGCUGGCAGGAGGCUGGUCAGAACGAAACGCUCGUAUCUCAGACUCUGUCCAACUCGACGCUGGCGUACAAAGUGACCGGGUUGACUUCUCUCACCACGUACGCUCUACAGGUGGCAGCAGUAACACAAGCUGGAGUCGGGGCUUCCACCUCAUCCACCAUCUCAACAGGACUGCCUCCAGAGCUUCCUGGUGCGCCCUCUAAUCUGGUCAUCUCCAACAUCAGUCCUCGCUCUGUCACCAUUCAGUUCAGCCCUGGCAGUGACGGCAAAACCGAAAUCUCCAAAUGGAUCGUAGAAGGACAGGUGGUGAUUGUGGGUGAGGAGGAAAAGGAGGCAGAAUGGAAGGUUUUAUAUGAGAGAGACAGUCCUCCAGCCUCAGACACACUGGAGAUUCCCAAUCUCAUCCCCUUUACUCAAUACAGGUUCAGAAUGAAGCAGGUGAACAUUGUUGGUUCGAGCCCCUUUAGUGAGUCCUCCCGAUUGAUGCAGACCCUGCAGUCCAGUCCAGAUGUGGCCCCGACUGAGCUUGUCGUGUUUUCAGCCAGUGAAACCAGCCUGAGGAUUCGCUGGGAGCCACUUCCAGAGGCGGCUUAUAACGGGAAUCCUGAAAGUGUGGGUUAUCGUGUUCGAGCACAGCGAGCGGAUGGGUUUGGGCAGCCCCGUAUGGAGACUGUUUCUGAUCGCUUAUCCUGUGAGGUGACAGUAGAGGGACUGGAAGAGUGGACGGACUAUGAGCUGAGCAUUCAGGCCUUCAACAGUAUCGGGCCUGGACCCUGGAGCAGUCAUGUACUGGGCAAAACCAAAGAGUCAGUUCCCUCUGGUGCUCCGGAGAAUGUGAGCGCAGAAGCAAUGAGCUCCACGAGUGUAUUGGUCACCUGGGGUUCGGUCCCUGAACACCAGAAGAAUGGACACAUCCUUGGUUACAAGGUAUUAUACAGAGAAAAAGAUUCUGACCGGGCUCCCCAGGCCCACCUGGUGAACGGGAACCAGACCCACAUGCUUCUUUUAAGAAACCUUUCCAAGUUCACAGUGUAUGAGAUCCAGGUGCUCGCAUUUACACGUGUCGGAGACGGACCCCCCAGCCUCCCCCCCACAGCUGAGAGAACUAAGGAUGACGUUCCUGGUCCACCUGUCAGGCUAAUGUUUCCAGAAGUGCGUCUCUCGUCUGUCAGGGUCGUCUGGCAACCUCCGUCUGAGCCCAACGGCAUCAUUAUGGGUUAUCAGAUUUCUUACCGUCUUGAUAUCAACGACCCCAACAAGUUCACCACGGUUGAGGUGGGCUCCAACGCCCGGCAGUUCACAGUCACGGGUCUGAUGCCAGAGUCUGCGUAUGUGUUCCAGAUCACGGCGCGCACUUUACAGGGCUGGGGGCCCGCAGACGAGGCCAUCGUCAUCACCACUGAGAAAAGAGGUACGUUUAAGUCAGGGCUGUCCAAACUCGGUCCUGGAGGGCUGGUGUCCUGCAUAGUUUAGCUCCAACUCUCUUCAACACACCUCCCUGGAUG